Molecule: messenger RNA, 1293 nt
Organism: Capronia epimyces CBS 606.96
Lineage: Eukaryota; Fungi; Ascomycota; Eurotiomycetes; Chaetothyriales; Herpotrichiellaceae
Exons: 1
Coding region: 1-1293 (430 amino acids)
Source: RefSeq, a predicted model, not a curated record
AUGUCGGACGGACAAGAUCGUCGAGAUAAAAGGAUAUCUCCAGAUUCGCCAUUAAGGUCACAAAGCAACGCAGCGCAACAGCUCCCUGCUGUGGCUCCUGGCGAAGCUGCCAGGAAGGAUGCCAGACCAUAUCCAUCGUUGCGUCCAAGACAAGCAGCACACCGAGGCCCCUCAGAUCGCGGUCGAAGUCGAAAGCCACCUAACAGCAGCCCACCCACGAGCAAGCACUCAACUAGACUCGCCGCAGCAAAGCCCAAACCAAAUACAUCACAGCACUCGUACCAGUCAGCAGACGAUGAUGAGAGUAUUGAGCACCGAGAGGGUGUCUUUUCAGUGUCUCCGCCACACCGCAAUAGUAGAGCAGAGGUUGAAAGGACGGGCUCGAAGCUCAAAGCCCAGGGACACCACCACAAGCAGAAUCCAUCGACCACCACGCCAGCAGGAGCUCGCGGCACACGCAUUACGGACAAACACAUUAUCUUCUUGGGCGGCCCGCUGUCAAACUGGAACGUGGGCGAACGCUUCUCUGGGGCGCGGGCCAUGGACCUGCUCAUCCGUCGGCUCGACGCCGCAGGCAUACGGCAUCCAUCGCACACUGCGUUGAGCACGAGGAUCAUGGACCGACAUAUGUUUGUAUGUGGGGAACAGUUCAUGAUGGCUGCCAAGGGAUGGCUCUUUGAAAGAGAAUGGAUCAUUCCCGGCGCCGAGCUGGAGACCGGCGGCAUGUCGGAGCAGCAGGUUGCAGGGAUUUGUGACAAGGUACUUGGGCCAGAGCAGGUGACAUUGCAUUCGGCUUCGACAUCAUCUGAGCCUCCCUCCUCGGCGGCCGGCAGCAAUCGUCACGGCCAAAAGGCGAGCAAAACCAAUGUUGCCAGGAAGGUCGUUACCGGCACUGCCACUGCCACUGCCGUCGACUUUACAGCCCUCAACGCCGGCACCAUCGUCUCCUGCAUCCUAAAUCCCUCUCCGCGAGCGCAGAAGCAGAUCGGCCGACAGACCCGCAACUUCGACGAGGCGGGUUGGGCGCAUGCAUCCCCCCACGUCGUAGUGGCGGCGAGUGUUGCGCGAGCCGAAGUCGACCCCGAGCUGUGCGACCUGUAUCUCCGUGCCAAGGGGAGGAAAUUCGUCGAAGGGUCGCCAGUCGACAGGAUCUGGGGGAUCGGAUUGAAAUGGGACGAUGGGCGUGCCGACGAUGAGACGAGAUGGAGGGGGGAGAAUCGACUUGGGGAGUGUCAUGACCAGGCUGCCGCCUUCUUUUCUCCUCCACCACAUAAUCAUCGAGCCGCAGGUUAG